AUGGUUUCUGCCAAGAAGAAGGAGACGGUGACAGCGAUGCGCCCCGCUUUUAUUCGGACCCUCUUCUACUUUUUCUGUUUGGCGACUUGUGUAAAGAAAAUCUCUGGACAGACAAAGAAGGAUGAAAGGAUCUAUCCGGAGAAUUUUACUCGCAUUUUAGACCGACUUCUGGACGGCUAUGACAACAGGCUGCGACCUGGAUUCGGGGGUCCUGUGACUGAGGUCAAGACCGACAUUUACGUGACAAGUUUUGGGCCUGUGUCAGAUGUUGAAAUGGAGUACACAAUGGACGUGUUCUUCAGGCAGACGUGGGUGGACCGGAGGUUGAGGUACGAGGGCCCGAUAGAGAUUUUGAGGCUGAACAACCUGAUGGUGACUAAAGUGUGGACACCGGACACCUUCUUCAGGAAUGGCAAGAAGUCAGUCGCUCACAACAUGACGGCUCCCAACAAGCUUUUCCGCAUCAUGAAGAAUGGCACCAUUCUGUACACCAUGAGGUUGACUAUUAGUGCCGAGUGUCCCAUGAAGCUUGUGGACUUCCCCAUGGAUGGACAUGCGUGCCCCCUCAAGUUUGGAAGUUAUGCCUACCCUAAAACAGAGGUGAUCUAUACUUGGACCAAAGGGCCUCAGCAUUCAGUGGAGGUCCCUCCCGAGUCCUCCAGCCUCGUUCAGUACGAUCUCAUCGGCCAGACGGUCUCCAGUGAAACGAUUCAAUCCAUCACAGGUGAAUAUGUGGUGAUGACGGUCUACUUCCACUUAAAACGUAAAAUGGGCUACUUCAUGAUUCAGACGUAUAUCCCCUGCAUAAUGACAGUAAUCCUCUCCCAAGUGUCCUUCUGGAUAAAUAAAGAAUCCGUCCCGGCACGCACAGUCUUCGGCAUCACCACUGUCCUGACCAUGACGACACUCAGUAUCAGCGCUCGCCACUCCCUGCCCAAGGUCUCAUACGCCACCGCGAUGGACUGGUUCAUCGCUGUGUGCUUUGCCUUCGUCUUCUCUGCCCUCAUUGAGUUUGCCGCUGUAAACUACUUCACCAACGCACAGAUCGAGCGGGCCAAAAAGAAGCCAGCCAAAUGUCCCCCGGUACCCCAAACAACGCCUGUCAAGGUCAAGGACGGCGAGGAAGUGCUGCAGCAGAAUCCUGAUACCAACGGGAACCUGAGAAAGCGGAUGAAUUAUAUUUCCCACCAAGGGCCCAGCAGUCAGCAGAGAGCCCAGUCCACCACCAAUAUUUCUGGAGUGGGAAGAGCGAGACCGCUGCGACCUUUAGUCAGCGGAGCCAACGGCAGCUCCUCCACCCUCUCCCGCUCCAGCCCCAAAUCUGAGAGCCUGCUCAGCGUGGCCUCCUCCUCCGCCCAGCUGGUGAAGAGCACGCCGCAGGCUGCAGCUUCCACACCAGACGUGAUGGCGGCAACACCGUGCAAGCAGAACGCCAGCUCCUCGUCUCUGCAGCAUCUGCUCGGGCCCAAGCUGGAGCGCAUCCAGAUGAUGGGGAACAAACUGGAGCUAAAGCAGACGCCGUGCUCUCAGCCCACUACUGCUGGUAUGGGUGGAACCAGCAAAAUUGACAAGUAUGCACGGAUCCUGUUUCCGGUGUCCUUCGGGGCUUUUAAUAUGGUCUACUGGGUGGUUUACUUAUCAAAGGACACGGUGGUGGCAAAAGGCGGCUAGACUUUGCUUUGGCAACAAGCGACAACUCAUUUCUUCUAACAGACGGGAAGCUAAGGAUUAUGGGAGUUUGCAAACAAUAAGAGGAAACUAUUGUUCUUGCCAAACACAUAAACAAAAAGUGCUCACCAAGCACUUCCAUAUCCUGGAGAACACACUCAGAAUACAUUUAUUUUUUCUUCCUAAGGUCCUCGAACAGCAAGCAUGGGAACAAAUCAACCAAAUUAGAAAUAUCUGAGUCAACAGAAGAAAAGAACACCUGCACACUGGAAUAUGCUACUGUCCUCUUUAUAUCGUGCUACAUCUGACUGUAAAGGUCUUCACUGGCUUCAACUGCCUCAUGAUCCCUUUUGGCCUGCAGUCGUGGUUAAAGCAUGGGAUUUUUUCAUUUUCCUAUUUUUGUACCCUGCACCCGGCAAGAUAUUUGGAUGUGUGCACCACCGUCCUGAAAAUGAACUACACC
This is a messenger RNA of Morone saxatilis (striped sea-bass), 2131 nucleotides long. It is a transcript of the gene gabra4, whose product is annotated as gamma-aminobutyric acid type A receptor subunit alpha4. Lineage: Eukaryota; Metazoa; Chordata; Actinopteri; Moronidae. Gene Ontology annotation, biological process: nervous system process; signal transduction; chloride transport. Gene Ontology annotation, cellular component: synapse; dendrite membrane; postsynapse. The transcript has 10 exons. Gene Ontology annotation, molecular function: GABA-gated chloride ion channel activity; inhibitory extracellular ligand-gated monoatomic ion channel activity; transmitter-gated monoatomic ion channel activity involved in regulation of postsynaptic membrane potential. The coding region runs from base 1 to 1671 and encodes 556 amino acids. The record is from RefSeq and is a predicted model, not a curated record.